AUGAAGUUACCAACUGUCGCACUGGGCUUACUCUUGACCGGGAUCUCUCUGGCCAAACAACAUGGCUUCCUGAAGGACAACGGAGAUGGAACUUGGAUCAUCGGAAAUGAUGUAUGGAAUAUGACUCAAGAAAAGAUCUAUGGCUCCAAGCUAUACUACAAAGAUCAAGAACUCGUUGGUGAAGCUACUGGCCACUACGUCAGCUACAAUGGAGCAGCCAGCAAUCUCGCCUGGACAGAUGCAAACAUCGUCAAAACUGGAAGCAACUACAUCGACAUUCAAUUCGAUGCCGCAGAAGGAGAAAUGCAUUGGGUCAUUUUCAACGGUCUUGCUGGCGCCUAUCAGUAUUUCGUCAACCGUGCUUUACCUGUUCUAGGGGAAUUCAGAACACUAUGGCGACUCGACAACGAGACUUUUACAAGUGCUUACAACGCAGAUAAGGAUGGAGUGUUGCCGCCAUUGUCUGAGUAUGCGGUUUCGACGAAGAUUCAGGAUGAAACUUGGAAGACACCUGACGAAGGAUAUUUGACUAAGUACGACUGGUCUGGAUUUGUUAGAGAACAAGAAUACUGGGGUGUAUAUGGUGAAAAUUUUGGGAGUUGGUAUUUGAAACAGCAUCCUGGCAAGGACUACUUCAAUGGCGAUCACCUGAAGCAGGAACUCAUGAACCACCGCGAAUCAGCAACGGGUGAUGUCGUCCAACUCAACAUGAUCCACGGAACCCACUUCCAAGCCCUCUCCAACGAUACCCUUCCAAAUGGAAAGAUAUGGGGCCCUUGGCUUUGGUACCUCAACAACGGUAUAAAAUCCGACGUUUCCCUCCGCUACAACAACGAAGUUAACAGCUGGCCCUACAAAUGGCUAUCCGAUGCCUCCUACCGAUCCCGUAUUGCCUCCGUAACCGGCAAACUAGUCCUCUCAGACGGCAGACCUGCAGCAGGUGCCGCCGUAUUUCUCGGUGACAAUCAUCCGAACAAGACUACGUUGGAUAUGGGAAGCACAUACUACUAUACCACCUACGCAGACAAUGAUGGCUCCUUCCGUUUUACGGAUGUCAGAACAGGUGUCUACGCCCUCCAAGCCUGGUCAAACGGCAGUCCCAUUGGUGAUAUCACAACCACAUACCUCAAGAACGACAUCAACGUUUCUGGCCCUGCGACCAGUAAACUCCGCUUGGAUAAACUAACCUGGUCUGUCCCUGCUUCAGACACCGUUUUCCAGAUCGGCGACUUUGACAGAAAAUCAACUGGAUUCGCCUACUCGGGAGGUUUUGGUGCAGGCAGAGUAGACAAUUGUCCUGCAAACCUCACUUACGCAGUCGGCAGCAGUGAAACCAGCGACUGGUGUUUUGCUCAAAACAAGAUUGGCACAUUUCGCAUCGCUUUCCCUCUGCCUGCCUCCAAUAUCACUUCCAACAACACCUCAGAUGCUUUACUCACCGUCAGUCUAGCAGGCUACAGUCAAGGUACCACCGUCAACAUCUUCUGCAAUGAUGUGAGGAUUGGCAACUUGAGUAGUAGUGGUAUACUGUCAGAUCCUAGCUUGUAUCGAUCAGGCACGGUGGCUGGAGAGUGGCAUCAGUUCGAGUUUCCCAUCAAUGGGAGUAGGUUGAAGACGAGUAACACGAUUGAUUUCAGGGUUGCAAGUUUGUCGUCGAGUUUGUGGAGGGGACCGAUAUAUGAUGCUAUCAAGUUGGAGUGGAUUUAG
Messenger RNA from Aureobasidium namibiae CBS 147.97, 1707 nucleotides. RefSeq names its product putative rhamnogalacturonase. The transcript is spliced from 4 exons. Bases 1 to 1707 code for a protein of 568 amino acids. Gene Ontology annotation, molecular function: carbohydrate binding. The record is from RefSeq and is a predicted model, not a curated record. Lineage: Eukaryota; Fungi; Ascomycota; Dothideomycetes; Dothideales; Saccotheciaceae.